This is a messenger RNA of Rotaria sp. Silwood1, 3912 nucleotides long. NCBI's taxonomy places the organism in Eukaryota, Metazoa, Rotifera, Eurotatoria, Philodinida, Philodinidae. The record is from the annotation of a GenBank genome assembly.
AUGCUUAGAUCUAUUAUUUUUCUAUUGAUUAUCAGCAAGCAACAUACUGCUAUUGCCCGUCCUCAGUUUAAGUCAGUGUUUCAUUCAACUGUAAACAAUAUAAAAACUAUUGAUUCAAAUACUGGUCUUCCAGCAUAUUCAGAUUUUUUUCAACAAUCCAUAGAUAUAACUGAUAGCGACGCUUUCGUUGGAAAGAGUUUACCAACUAAUACUCGUCAUAUUAAACUCAACUCAAAUGCUAAAUUGCAUUCAAAAGCAUGUAUCGUUCUUGAUUCAAUUGAAUCUCUUGAGUCUGUUGAAUGCCUGUUGGAAAAUCAACAAAUGCUUAUACUUACAUUUAAUUCGGAUGUAAAUGCUAAAUUGAUCUAUAAUAAAUGGAUUACAUCAGGUACAAAAUAUGUUAAUGGUGGCACACAAUGGGGAUGUCGUAAUGCAACAACAGGAGAGCCAUUAGUGAUCUUUCAACGUCUAUUAAAAUUAAAGCUCGAAAAAACAAAAAUUUCUAUUUUCACUGUCAAGAAUAAUGAUAUACAUCCACUCUUAUGUUUUACUGAUAUUUCCAUGCAGUUAACAUGGGAACAACGUAGUGUAAGAACACAAUCAACAACGCCAUCGUUAUCAUCAUCGAAACAAAAAAGAGAAGUCACAGUACCUGGGGUAAAAUCUAUUUUUAGUUCAUGGAGUUUUGAUCCAAAAAAGCCUCUUGAAGGUGAAAUCUUUUAUCCUGGACAAACAGUCAAUGUAAGUUGGUCAUAUUCAAAUAUGGAUGGAACAACUAAUCUAGUCAUUGAACUUUAUCGGAAACGGCUUCUAUUAGAUGAUAAAAUAAGUAGUAUGACUACGAAAGUUAAUGUUCUUCAAUUAUCUUUUGUUAUCCCUGCUAAUUUGGAAACAUCAUCAAAUGAUCGAUAUUACUUUCAAUAUGAAUUUUGGUAUUCAUUACUACCUCGCCAAAGAACAAGUGCUACCUUCUAUAUUCCAACAUUACCAUCUAUCAUUCCUGGAGUACUGCCCAAUGCUAACGAUGUAUUUUAUCCAGGUGAUAUAGUACCGAUAACAUGGCGAAGUGUAAAUUUUCCAACAACAUCACAAAUAACAGUACGUUUUCGUCGAGCACGCCCAAUAAUUCCUGAUGCCACUUUGGAUACUUUCACAGUUUUGGCUACAGCCAAUGCAUAUAAUUAUAGUAUUUCGUCUUCGCUAGAUCGAGCUGAUAAUGAUAAAUAUUAUUAUUUUGAAUUUAACUAUUGCACAUCAUGGUAUUCAUUGAAUUGUAAAAAGGAAUCAAAUAAUUUUUUUGUGAUCACUCGACCAUAUUUAUUUCCAACAUUUCCAGGAGUUGAUCAAUCAUUCUCGCCAUUACAGUCGUUAAGAUUGACAUGGAAUAGUUCUAACUUUGCAAGUCCGAAUGAUCUACUUACAAUCAAACUUCGUCAUUAUACUUUUUUGCUACCCGACACUGAUAUUGACACAUUCACAUGUACAGUAGGUUCAAGCGGAUCAUGCUUUUACACCUUGCCAGCUGUUAAACCGACGUUUACCGAUUAUUAUUUUGAAGUUAAUUGGUGCAAAUAUUGGUAUUCAACAGAUUGUACAGUAAAAACCAAUUAUUUUUCGAUUCCAACACAUUCUCUAGGUUCAUGGAACUAUGAUGAACAACGAGGUCAAGCAUUAAAAUCAAAAACACUCUAUUUAACUCUUUGUAGUAGUUUAUGUCCAACAAGUAACAUAGGUUUAUCCUAUAUCUGCCAGAUCUGCAAUAAAGGACGUCCAAAGCAAAUACAAGUUAAUUGUACAAAUUGUUGGACAACUUAUGACUAUACUGUUAUUGAAAUGGAUAUUACUCGAAAACAGUAUUCAGUUUCAUUAGAUAAAAUAGCAGUACGCAUGAAUUCAAGUGUUUUAGUUAAUCUUGAUUUUAUUCUUUCCGCUGACUAUCAAAAUAGUUUUCAUAGUUCAUUGCCAUUACCAACCAUUCCCAUUGGUUCAUCGCUUGGAAUUGUUAUUGGUUCAGUCUCAUUUGCAGUGGGAUUAUUUUUUUCUCCUUCAAUAUCAUGGAAUAUUACGGUAGGAGCAUUAGGAAAUCUAUCUGCUGGUGUAGAUUAUCAAUGGAAAACAAAUUUAACACUAGUCAGUACUCCUGGUAAUACAACAAAACAAUACACACAAAGUUUGACGCGUAAUAUUCAUCCAAUGCAAGGAAAUUUUCAAGCAAAUCUUACAGUUGAUCUUGCCUUUAGACCAGAACUUCAAUUAGCCGUUGGCAUUUUCACAAUUGGAUUAGGAACUGAUUGCUAUGUUACAUUUGAUAGUAUGUGGCAUUAUCCACCAUUUUCUGCUUUGUCGACAUCGAAUUUCGAUUGGAAUUCUCAAAAACCUGCUCCUAUUCAUCUUUCUUUUCCAUCGAAUUCAUGUCGUGUGGCUCAUUACGGUCGAUAUCAUACAAUGUAUGGUAUUCGUCAAACUCAGAUCUCGCUUGGUUUCAGUACAGGCAACAUUCUCGUCAACUUAUUUCUUGGUACUGUAUUUUCAUUGUCAACAAACUCUUUUCUUGAUCUUGGACCAUAUGAAUUAUCUUCUGGCUGUAUGCAUCCAGCAAAUCUCAGUAGAGACAUAUCACAAUCAAUAUAUUUGGUUCUUAAUAGACAAUUCAAUGUGAUCAAUGACACUAAUAAUAGAUAUUUGUCCACAGCAACAGUUACUGAUUUAGCUUAUGCUCUUAAUAUAUCACCAACACGAAUUUAUUAUAAUAGUACCUUCAGUGUACAACAAAAUACGAUGACAGGAAUAAUAGUGGUAUUUUUACCAUCAAUGUCUCUCUCCGUGAGUGAUCCGAGCGUAAUGACAUUAGUACAACAAUUUCGAUUGCAAGCGGAAAAUUCAAAAUCACUUUUAUAUUCCGGUUUGGUUACAAAUUUGCUUAAUCUCCGACAAACCUUCAAUUUGAAUCACUUUACUACAUAGAAACUCAUAGCUUAUCUUUUAUAUAACGGGUGGAACAAAAGUUUUUCAUUAAUUUUGUUUUCUACGUAGAAUUUUAAUGGAAACUCAUAGCGAUUUGAUUUUUUUUUGUUAGAGAGAGCAACGUGUCUAGUAAAGAAAUAUAGCAACAAAUAUCAUUAAAAGUGUUUGAUAGAGAUCAUAGAGACUUUAGAACAUAAGACACUAAGUAACAGUUCCGCAGCUUCUUUUCUGAACUGGAAGAAGGUUUCAUUUAACAUAAGGAAUGUUAUUCCUACUGUUCUAAUCCGAGUUUUGUAAGAUGUGAGUAGUGAAGCCUUUUAGAAAAAAAAGAAGAAGUAUUUCCAAUUGUCCUGAUAACCAAAAUCAAAGCUUUAAUCAAACCAUUUGAUGUCUUCAUUAUUACUCACACUCUAUCGUAGUCUGAAAUAAUAUGUUACGUUUAAUACAGACGUUACUAUAUAUGAUAUGUUUCACACCAAAAUCCAAGUUUAGUGAGUCUUCUAUCACACAAUAUUCUUCAAAACUGAGUACAGGUUUUCUUUGAGAUAGGCAAACAAACUAUUACUUCUAGAUACGGCCAACAUAAAUUCCAAAAAUUUAAUCGUUUAAUAUUAUACAGUUUUAUUUAUCCUCUCGCAUAGUGACCAAAAAAUUUUAAUCUUACAUGAGAUCUUUCUUGUCAAUAAACAAUUACAUAAAUGGGAUUCUCGAAACUAUUAUAUAAUGUUCAGGGAAAAGGUCAAACAAUUUUUUUCGAGUAAGGAAACUUUCAAAAAAGUUGAGGAAUAAUUUCCUAGUGUCUUCUGUUCUAAAGUUUCUAUACUCUCUAUGAAACAUUUUUAAUCAUAUCUGUUGGGGGUGUGGGUGGGGCGAGUCUGGGUGUGGAGUGUGGGUGGGUGUGGGGUGUGGGUGUGGGUGUGGGGUGGGUGUGGGUGUGGGUGUGGGUGU